This is a messenger RNA of Esox lucius (northern pike), 2229 nucleotides long. RefSeq names its product Bardet-Biedl syndrome 10 (gene bbs10). Gene Ontology annotation, biological process: chaperone-mediated protein complex assembly. Gene Ontology annotation, molecular function: ATP-dependent protein folding chaperone; ATP binding. Lineage: Eukaryota; Metazoa; Chordata; Actinopteri; Esociformes; Esocidae. The record is from RefSeq and is a predicted model, not a curated record. Bases 289 to 2130 code for a protein of 613 amino acids. The transcript has 3 exons.
AAAUAAUAAGAGAAAAAGGUAUCUAGGUAACCCGACGAAGCUUUUUCACACACGAAGAUGAGAUCUUGUAAAUACUCAGGUCUUUUUUGGUGUUUUAUCUGAUCUUAAUCGGAUUUUGUGUUUUGAAUCUUGUGGAAACCUAAAGGCAGUCGUCUAGCUAACGCAGUGAUAUUUAAGCCAGUGAAUCCGAGGCCACGUAAACAUAUUUGAGCGAAGCAAAUUGUUGUUUUGUCUGUCGCUGUGCUCUGAUACGAAAGGGUAGCCUUUCUCAAUCUCUCAGGUAUAGGAAUGCAAAUGCAGCCUGAGUGUCUGCGGCUGGACUCCGUACUGCAGACAGUGAGUGUCCUGGAGGCAGUUGUCCAAAGAAGCUUUGGUCCUGAUGGAGGACAGGUACUGUUCACACGAGACACUGGACAGACACUUCUGACACGCCACGGAACACGCAUCCUCACUGCUCUGCGGCUGGACCACCCGCUGGUCAGAAUGGUGGUGGAGUGUGUGCGAAAACACAGCGAUGUGACAGGAGACGGCUCCAAAACAUUCAUCUUGCUGCUAGCCUCAUUACUCCGGGAGAUUCGGAAACACAACGGAAAGGCACCCAAAAAUGUUGCUGGGGCCAAGUGGUUGGGUGAAGCCUUAUUGGCCUUUGGAUUGGAUGAGCUCAGUAAUGUCAUCUCUGUUGGAGUGGCUUCACACGCCACGUACCUUUCAGACACAUGCAACCCAACACACACAGACACACGGACCGUAGUAAAAACAGACACAGGUACUCUGCGUCGCCUGCUCGGUUCAUUCCUUCACACCCGAAUCAGCCCUACUCACGUUGAAGUCAUCAGUCAGCUGACCUGUGAGCUGCUCUGCCGUUGGAGUUUCCAGGGUAGCUUUGUUAACGAACACUUUCCCUCGCUGCACACAGCAGUGUCGGGCUUCCCUACUGGCUGUUCCCGUCUGCUGGAGGGCCAGGUGAUACAUGCAGAUUUCUCUACACCCCUUCCAGUCCACAACCGUGGACAAAUCAAAGCCCUCACGGUCACGGAACACCUGGAACCCAGCCCGCUCAUUGGUGGAGCUGUGCUGGAGCUAGGCGGCACCAGUGGAGGAAUGGAAAGUGUGUGCGCGAGGUCAGGGCAGCGGUUAGAUAGUGUGUGUGCUGUCCUGCACCAACUGGGUGUGUCCCUGCUCCUGUCCUCUGUAACACAGUCCGAGGCCACACUGGCCGCAGCAAGGAGAAACGGGGUGGGUGUUUUGGAAUGUGUUCCCGAAGACGACCUCAGCCUCUUCUGUCUGCUCAGCGGGUCCCAGCCCAUCACAGACUGGGCCACAAUCAGGCAAGAGGAUGUUGCCACUGUUACCUUCUGCCAGUCUCUGGUCCUGGGUGCUCGAAGGUUUGUGCAUUUGGGGUUUCCCAAGGCAGAGGGCAAGGUUCAACCACACAGUCUGGUGGUGUGUGGACUGACAGAAGGCCAGACCGAGCAGAGUGUGGAUGCCAUACGAGACGCUCUGCUCAUGCUGCACACCGCCUGGCAGCCCACACACAGACCCACAGCUACAGAUGAAACCCCUCACACAGACAGACAAACAGACGCGUCUACCGACACAUGCACAGGCCAGGUAGGACCCGGUUGUGUCAUUUCCAUCGGCGGAACCUUUGAGUUCCUCUUACACCAUGCCCUCCAGCUGUUCCCGCACGCAAACAAACACACUCGGUCACACUCUGACACCCCUGAUGUCUCAAGGAUGCUAGCAGAGGCCCUACUGAGCGUGCCCAGACGGAUCUACUCCCACAGUUCUCGGCAGUACCUGGCAGCUCACUCGCACGCUCUCAGCAGCAUACGUAGCCACUUCACGUCUCUGAACCGGCUGGAGACGACUGCUGUUCUGGCAGCUGGUGGUUCUAAUGGGGUCCCGGGAGAGGCAGGGUCAGGAUCUGGGUCUGUCGUUGUGAAAGAGGUGUUGGAUGGAUGCAGCUCUGGCUGUAGUUUAGGGGUGGAGUCAGUCUCCUGCAAGUACCAACUCAUUCUGGCUGUUCUUCAGUGUCUCCGGAACAUACUGUGUGUGGACACUGUAUUACACACUGCCUCUCACAAAAUCUUACCUACAAGUCUGACAACGGAUGAUGACGACUCAUGAGGACAUACUUGAAUUACAACUUGUUUUUAUUUUUCUAUUCCUCCAAAUGUUUUGUAGUCAGCUCUUUUUAUAAGUAUAAUGUAGAAUAUAUUUGUAUGC